CACGCAGGCUUGAAGAAAGGGGAAGGAGAAGAGAUUGAAGGGAGAUAAUUAGCAGUACGACGGGAUAAAGUUUCACGUCAGGAUUCUGGGCCCCGCAUGUCCGCGCCAGAUAAGAGAGGAGAGAGAGGAGAGAGGAGACAGGCGGGGGCGCGCGUGGUUCGACACUGUGGAGCCAAUCGAAAUGACAGGAUUUGUGGGUUGGUGGUUGGAUGUGGGUUCUUUUUUUCUGUCUGUUGUUUUCCAGAGGCUUCACACGUUCUACUACGAAAUCUUGCUAUUUUUAUUAUUAUUAUUGUUUCUCCGGAGGGACCGGUGGUGCUAAUUACUGGUUUCAUUGGGUCCGGGGGGGGGAUAAAAAAAAAGGAGAAAAGAAACAUAAUCCUGCCACACACACACACACACACACACACUGCAGUACUGCAGUGCAGAACACGUCAGGAUAGAUCGCUGGCACCGCGGGAGGGAAGGAUGGAUGGAUGGAAGGGAGGAAGGACCCUUCUCGCCGCGGUGUUCUAUUCUAGUUGUUCUACUAGCCUGCAAGGCUUCUUGGGAAAACGACUCGCACCUGUGUCUAUGUAUGUAUGCUGCAGUACAUAGUCAGCGUAUAGAAGGUCGAUGCGACACACAGCACAGCAUAGCACAACACACAUCAAACUCGACACACCACACCACACCACCCAACCAACCACCACAUUUAAACAAAAAAAACCCCAACAUCAAAUUUUAUAAAGAAACCUAUCGAACAUCUCAUCACAGCGCUAGUUACCUUACCCUACCUUACCCUACCCUGUCCUGACUUACCUAUCCUACAUACAGCACACCGAUCAAGUUCAUAAACACAAUCACACACAUAAUUAACCAAACACAACCCAGCUUACCCAGCUUACCCAGCCUACUCAGACGAAACUAGAUAUAAACGCGCUAAUAAGCACCCCUCCCCUCGAU
This is a messenger RNA of Pseudovirgaria hyperparasitica, 945 nucleotides long. RefSeq lists its product as uncharacterized. The record is from RefSeq and is a predicted model, not a curated record. The coding region runs from base 97 to 597 and encodes 166 amino acids. The transcript has a single exon. NCBI's taxonomy places the organism in Eukaryota, Fungi, Ascomycota, Dothideomycetes, Acrospermales, Acrospermaceae.